AUUGGAUGAUGCAUUGGAGGCAGCUCAACGAGCAUCCCGUCUUGAUUCAAACAACCGGGAAGCAAACAUGGUGGUGAGGAAGGCUCGAGCUGUUACGGUAUCUCGAUCAAAAGGCAAUGAGCUUUUCAAGACAGCAAGAUUCUCAGAGGCAUGCGUUGCCUAUGGGGAGGGACUUGAGCACGACCCUUAUAAUUCGGUGUUGUUAUGCAACCGUGGUGCUUGUCGGUCAAAACUUGGUCAAUUAGAUAAAGCAAUUGAGGACUGUACAGCUGCCCUUAAUGUGCGCCCAUCUUACAGCAAGGCUAGAUUAAGAAGAGCACAUUGCAACGCCAAGUUGGAAAAAUGGCAAGCUUCAAUACAAGACUACGAGAUUUUGCUUAAGGAAACACCCGGGGACGAGGAGGUAAGCCGCGCUUUGUCUGAGGCCCGGCAACAGCUUAAGAAACUGUGAGGUAAGGCAUAGCCAGAGAGACCUUAGAGAUGGAGAAUGGAAACAAGCCAAUGCAGUAUAAUUAGGAGGCUGUUAGGAAAGAAGCUGCCCUUCCGCAAUUAUAUGGCUCUUGGAGCUCAAGAGGAGAAACACAUAAGUUCAAGUUGGAGAGGCAAAAGUAGAUGAUUUUUCAAAGAGGGGAUUGAAGGUGGCAACUGAUAUAACGUAACACAAAUACAUGACCCACAUUUUCCUUUUAUGUAUAGUUGUAUUUGUGCAAUUCUUUCUGGGAAAUGUAUUUGAUACUGCUUAUUAAAAAAAUGUGAAAAUAUAUUUGGAACAAAUAUUGAAUUCUCUGUUUCUGUACA
Molecule: messenger RNA, 798 nt
Organism: Prunus avium (sweet cherry)
Lineage: Eukaryota; Viridiplantae; Streptophyta; Magnoliopsida; Rosales; Rosaceae
Source: RefSeq, a predicted model, not a curated record